Messenger RNA from Betta splendens (Siamese fighting fish), 1402 nucleotides. Its product is annotated as NPC1-like intracellular cholesterol transporter 1. NCBI's taxonomy places the organism in Eukaryota, Metazoa, Chordata, Actinopteri, Anabantiformes, Osphronemidae. The record is from RefSeq and is a predicted model, not a curated record. The coding region runs from base 165 to 986 and encodes 273 amino acids. The transcript is spliced from 3 exons.
CUAACACCAGGAGACAGGCAGACAAGGAGAGGACGAGUCAGAUGCUCCUCUACUUUACUUCUGUGAUGUCUCUUCCAACAGGACAUUGCUAAUUAGCGCACACACUCCGUCCUACUGUAUCUGGGGAUCCUCACUCUUCUGCUGCUCAAACACUCUCAGGAACCAUGAUGCGUGUCACGGUCCUGCUUAUCUUUCUGACAUGUGUGGUGCUGUCGUUGGCCCAACAUGAGGCAAGCUACUGUGCUUUCUAUGAGGAGUGCGGCAAGAACCCAUUGCCAGGACAACCUCUUAUCCCUCCAAUUGUCCCCUGCCUCAACUACAGCAAAGCCCGACCUGUCAGCGGAGAACACUACAAGAAACUCAUAGAGGUGUGUCCCAUGCUGGACCGUGGAAUAGACAACACCUACGCCUGCUGCUCCAUCAAACAGCUGAUCUCUCUGCGAACUAGUCUGACACUUUCCAAGGUUGUGCUGAUUCGCUGUCCUUCUUGCGUUGAGAACUUUGCCCACCUGCACUGUAUUACCACAUGCAGCCCUAAUCAGUCCCAGACAGUAAAAGUCACAAAAGUGAUUAAUAACAUUGUUCAGAACCAGAUAAAGAAGGCAGUGGUGGGCUACCAGGCUUUCAUCAAUGCCAGCUUUGCAGAAGGCGCCUUCCAGUCAUGUAAAAAUGUCCGGAUCCCCGCCACAGGAGACUUCGCCAUUGGUACCAUGUGCGGUCGCUACGGGGCCAAGCUGUGCACUGCCCAGCGCUGGUAUGACUUCCAGGGAGACUCCAGUAAUGGCUUGGCUCCACUGGACAUUGACUUCCAGCUGAUAAAAGACGGAGACACCACAGUUCUACCAGAGGGCGUGGUGCCCUAUAACGGAACAGCGCUCAAGUGUAACGAGACCACGCCAUCCGGGGGCGAGGUCUGCUCCUGCCAGGACUGCCAGGAGUCCUGCCCCGUUGUGCCCCCUCCCCAGCCGCCCCCCGGCCCCUUCUAAGUGUAGGGAUAAAUAAGGUUGUCUGUAAGUUCUGUUUAUUUCACCUCGUGAUGACGUUGACUGUCUGUCAAAUUCACUACCAGCCAGACUAGACAGACUAUUUAUGACUCAUGAAGCAAACUUCAUUGCUUUAGCUUUGGUGACCAAAUCAGAAACUUUCUAUUACUAACGAAUUAACCAGCAAAAUCAGUAUGAAAUCAUUGAAGUGCCCAUUUGACACUCCUUCCUUUAGGCCAGGUGGCCUAAAGGUGCCAGGUCUGAGUUGUCUUUUACCAGCAUGGAUAAACUAAGGUAGAGACUGAGCAUCAAUAGUGGCUGUGCCUCAUACUCCUAUAUAUUUGACUGUAUUUUGGUUUAUUUUAUUUUCUGUAAUAUUGACAAUUUUUCAUGGACUCAAUAAAAACUCCACCAAAGCA